AUGGGAUCCAUAGGCAAAUCAGCAUUAAAAAGCUACUGGAUAGGUGCGGCAAUUGUACUGAUUAUCAUUCUCACGGCACUCUUAAAAAAAUGGGCAGUUUAUUUAGACAAGCAAGCAGAAGCAAGAUCUUUGGUUAAAGCACAAGGCGAUAUGAAUCAGAAGAACAUUGGUUUAUGUUCAUUAUCUACUACUAAGGGUAUUCGUACUUUUGCACUUGAGGAAAUCAAAGCCACAACUAGGAAUUUUCGAAUACGGAUAGGUGUUGGUGCCACAUCAUAUGUUUAUCUUGCUGAGUUGGGUGAUGGUCGAUUUGGUGCAGUUAAGAGGGUGAUGGAAGAGAGGGGUGGUAGCCAGAAGAUGUUUCUUGAUGAAGUAUCGAUCUUGCUUAGGAUUUCUCACCCUAACUUGGUUGGGUUGUUGGGUUUUUGCUUAGACCAAGGUGAACAGCUUCUUCUACUGGAAUAUAUACCAAACAAGAGCCUCUUUGAUCGGCUACACACCCGAAAAGGCAAAUCUUCAGGAUCUCUUUCAUGGUCGAGUCGUAUAAGCAUUGCCCUAGACAUCGCCUACGCCCUAGACUACCUACACUCAGUCGCCGACCCUCCAGUCAUCCAUAGAGACGUCAAGUCGUCCAACAUUCUACUCAUCAACGACGAUCAUGCUAAACUUGCAGACUUUGGCUUAUGUAAAUUAGGACAUGACACACAGAGCGCCCAAACCCCAACAAUCAUACGAGGUUCUUUAGGCUAUGUUGAUACGAAUUACCUUAACACAGGUCUAGUAUCACCCAAGAGUGAUGUAUAUAGUUUUGGUGUUUUAUUGCUCGAGCUUAUAACUGGAAUGAAAUCACUACAAGGGUCAGUAACCCUAGCAGAGUGGACAAAUGAGUGUAGAAAACAUCACGAUGUGGAUAUCUUGAUGGGUAUGUUGGAUCCGAAACUAAAUGGUGAAGUGCAUGCAGAGCAACUUAGAGUUCUUGUCAACGUUGCUAAUAUGGCUUUGUUAGAGAACUCGAUGGCAAGACCGAAUAUGGCGGAAAUUGCAUAUAGAAUAUCGAGUUGUAUGGACAGUUCGCUGGAGAAGGAUUUGCCUACAUUAGACAAGAUUGCCAAACAAUGGUUGCAUGAUACUCUCACUCAACCUGUUCUCCAAUCUAUUCUCAAACCCAACGCCACAGCAGCAGAUGUAUGGAAGACCAUUGAAGAUUUGUUUCAUGAUAAUAAAGAGAUAAAAACUAUGAAAUUAGACGAUGAACUUCAUACAAUCGCCAUUGGAGAUUCUUCAGUUAUGGAGCAUUGCACUCGCAUCAAGUCCAUCUCUGACCUUCUUGCUAACAUUGGAUCCCAAGUACCUGAAAGAAACCCAGUAAUUUAUGCCAUCAAUGGCAUAUCUCCGAAAUUUACUCACGUCGUCACCACCUUCCAACAUCAAAAGUCGUUUCCUACUUUCCUUGAGAUGCGCUCCAUGCUCAUACUUGAAGAACGAUCCAUGAUUAAAGACCACUCACGCCAAUUUCAAGCUUCACACCAAGAUAACGCAUCAUCACCCACUAUUCUCGCAACAGAGCACCAAAAUCGGCCCUCUAAUUCUCGAUUCUGCAAUUCAGGGAGUAGAGGCGGUGGCCGAAAUCUGUAA
Messenger RNA from Lactuca saligna, 1635 nucleotides. The record is from the annotation of a GenBank genome assembly. Lineage: Eukaryota; Viridiplantae; Streptophyta; Magnoliopsida; Asterales; Asteraceae.